This is a messenger RNA of Cephus cinctus (wheat stem sawfly), 1659 nucleotides long. Its product is annotated as lipase member H-A-like. The coding region runs from base 316 to 1365 and encodes 349 amino acids. The record is from RefSeq and is a predicted model, not a curated record. Gene Ontology annotation, biological process: lipid metabolic process. Gene Ontology annotation, molecular function: lipase activity. The transcript has a single exon. NCBI's taxonomy places the organism in Eukaryota, Metazoa, Arthropoda, Insecta, Hymenoptera, Cephidae.
AAAAAAAAUAAAACUAGCCCAUUACGUGAAAACGUAGGAGACAGUAGCUCGGUGUAAAUAAUAGAGAAGGUUUAAAGGUGCCUACGUAAUGCAAAAGCUGCUUAUAAAUUCAGUCGCCGUACGUACUCGAGUGCUCGCAAGUGUUUCCCGGUAGAGGGUAGCGGGGGCGUGGACGCCGGGAGCCGCAGUGACGACCCGGAGGACGACGCCGACGUCGGCCACCUCGUCAUUGCCAUCGCGCCCGUGGGCAAAGUCGGCCAAGAGAAGACGUCACGUGCCGUGAGUGUGACAUCCGGUUUAAAGAUUUUUGUAAAAAUGUGUCAGGCCGGUCGAUACAAUCGUGGGGUACUGAUCUUGCUGAGCCUGUGGAUGAUCAUCCUGAUUAGCAGUUUGAAAGUGAUAAGAUCAGAGACGACAGUGACGAGCAACGUUGAUUCGACGGGUGCACGAGACUUUUUUAUUGGUCCUUGUUUGGUAAAAACCAUUCGGACCUGUCCGGACGAGGAAGUGACGUUUUUCUUGUACACCCAAAGUAACCCAACGGAAUCUCAGCAGAUCAACGUCACCAGUAACAGCUCGAAUCUCAUCAAUACCCACUUUGAUUCCACCAAGCCGACCAAGGUGAUAGUGCAUGGCUACAAUUCGGAUAUGCAGCUGGAUUCGCUGGUGGCUAUAAGGAACGAAUACCUGAAGAGAGGCCAGCACAACGUGAUAGCCGUCGAUUGGCAUCGUCUUGCGUCUGGUCCUUGUUAUCCGGUAGCCGUUCACAACGUGCCCCACGUUGGCGAAUGCUUAGCCCAAUUGAUAAGACGCCUGCGCGACACCGGAGCCGUUGACGUUCACGUGAUUGGAUUCAGUCUGGGCGCCCACGUGCCCGCUUUCUCGGCAAACUCAUUAAGACCCUACAAGCUGCCCAGAAUCACGGGUCUGGACCCGGCGAUGCCGCUCUUCGUCACCGUGGGCAAGGACCAGAAGCUGGAUGCUGGAGACGCUCAGUUCGUCGAUAUCUUUCAUACGAACGCCUUCAUACAAGGGAAGAUCGAGGCUAGUGGGCAUAUUGAUUUUUACAUGAACGGCGGGAUCAAUCAACCCGGAUGCUGGCAGAAGAGGAACCCCUUCGGAUGCAAUCAUCAUCGAGCUGCCGAUUAUUUCGCGGAGUCCAUCAAUACCAAGAUUGGAUUCUGGGGGUGGCCUUGUCCUGGAUUUUUUGCUUAUCUCUUGGGUCUCUGCCCACCUAGAUUCCCGGCCGUGCAGGCUGGCGAUCUUGUCGAUCAGCGGUACAGGGGGUUUCAUCUGGUCAAGACACGCGGCCAGAGUCCUUUUGCUCUUGGGAUCUUUACGGUUGACAGUAUGGAUAGGCGUUAAGGAAUUUUUUUGGAAAUUUAUAUGAGAUUGCGCGAUUUUUUUUUUUUUAUUGGCCGUUUGGUGGAAUCUUUUGAAAUCAUCGGACCGGAAACCGGUGGAGAUGACUGGGCUCGGUCAUUAUUUGGAAGUACCUAGUGAAUCUGAAAAGUAACUUAUCUUGCUCAUGAUUUUUGCUCAGUUCGUGUAUUCUUAUGCUGUUAUCAGUAUAUUUUUGUGUUCAGAGGAAGUUCUCUGCCGGUUUCUAUCUCAUUAACGGAACUGAUGUUGCGGUUAUGAUACUUCAUUGCUAUCUUU